Molecule: messenger RNA, 11148 nt
Organism: Catharus ustulatus (Swainson's thrush)
Lineage: Eukaryota; Metazoa; Chordata; Aves; Passeriformes; Turdidae
Gene: MARCHF7
Product: membrane associated ring-CH-type finger 7
Exons: 11
Coding region: 4896-7151 (751 amino acids)
Biological process (GO): protein autoubiquitination
Cellular component (GO): nucleus
Molecular function (GO): zinc ion binding; ubiquitin binding; ubiquitin conjugating enzyme binding
Source: RefSeq, a predicted model, not a curated record
AAAAACGUGAUUGUGAGUAACUCCCGAGGAAGAUUCGUGAGCACAGGUUGCUCGGGAGAAAAUCUUAAGAAUAGUUUUAUGUUAAACCACACAAAAACAUGUAGACGUGACAGCUCGAGUCUUAGGUAGAAGUGUUAAUGCAUAGUUCCAAGCUGGAAGAAUGAAUUUAGGAGAGUGUAGGUAGAAGUGUUAAUGAGUAGUUCCAAGCUGGAAGAAUGAAUUUAGGAGCAGGCAGUGAAGCUUCUGAUGGACUGUACAAGAUUGCUUAAAACUGGUAGUAAUCAUGGAAACUGGUAGACAUGACUACCUGAAAGUACUCCUCUUUUAUCGAUAGAGGGGGUCAAGGUGGAGGAGAAAUACUUGCUCUUGGUGUUUUUUAUGAAGGGGUGUAAAAAUGGACAGUUAACCAUACUAUUUUUGUUUUUGGCAAUUGCAUUGCUUUCCCUCAAAGACCUCUUGGAUCUUUUAUCGCUUUGUUAGUUCUAUCCAUGGGUUGUGUUAGGUCUAGUUCAUCUUUUAUAAUGCUAUUGGAGGGAUGACAGAUGAAGAAAAGCAGGACAUUUGAGCUGUAUGCUCAAAAUAGCCUGUGCAGCUCCACCUCCUUUUUAAAGUUGGUCAUCUGUUUCUCAGGUAUGACUUUAAAGUUUUAUUUCAGAACUUGGUUUCUGACCAAGUCUUGACAGGUAUUGCGUAUGUCCUUUAUUUCAGGAGUCUCUAGAGUUGUUUACAGAUUUUUUUCAUGAGGUUGUGAUUGCUAAGUAGUGUAACAUGGCAAAAGCUGAAAUAUACUGCUUUGAUAAGAAGAGUGCUGCUCAUCCUGCAUUACAUCUUCUCAUUUCUCUGUUGUUAGGUGUGAAGGUGAGUAGUGUCAAAAUAAUGGAGAAGCCAGAAGUGUGUUUUCAUUGGUUAAUGUGUUGAGGGUUCUUAAUGAAGCACACAUCAGGUGUGAUACUUGAGUAAGGUGUUCCUUUACUUUUUGGCAACAACAGGCUUUUUAAUCAGUUCAGACUACAACCCAAUUUCUGUUACUGUGAUUAUUGUUAUUUCCUCAGAGAAGUGCUUUUAGAUAUUUUUUGGUCUCUCUGUCUUGGAGGUGUUUACUUUGUCAUUAUAGAAGUCACUACAGCAUGUUAAUUACCACUUGGGGUUUGUUGAAUUCCCGUGUAUGUAAACAAAAUGCUUGAGGUUUUGAGUGUUUUUCUUCAGGAAUACCCUUAAGAUGAUGAUACUGUGAAAGGGAACCAUUUUCAUUCUGAAAUACUGUAUACAAGCACAAUAUUCCCCUUGCAGACAAGCACUGUUGUGGCUUUAAUAAUGUGGUUGUUUUUUUUAGCACAAGACCAUUGUGUGGCUCUGUCCUGUACUCUGUGAUAACUUAGCAUGCUCACUUUACUUAUAACCACCUCAUUGUGUUACUAUGAUCAGCAUAAGCCCUCUGGGUUUUGUUUGUGUUCAAGCCACUGUAAAGGCAGUUGCAUCUCAGGCUUUCAAGGUACGGUGCUUAAAAUGGUUUUCAGAGAACUCUGGGGAAAAAGCUCCAAAACCCAAAAGACAUCUUACUAGUGUUGAUCACCACAGGUGAAAUGUGUAGAUCUAGUUUUGUCUAUCUAGUAACUGGAUGUUGUGGCUCCAUUGGCUUCAGCUGCAUCUCUGUCUGUCUGGGUAAGACUGUGAGGAAAGGCUGAAAUGAUUUGGGUUGUUUGGCCGGGAGAAGAGAAGCCUCUGGGGGAAACCUCAUUGCAGCCUUUCAGUACUUAAAAAGGGUCCAUAAGAAAGAUGGGGGCAGACGUUUAAUAGAGCCUGUUGUGAUAGGACAAGGAAUAAAUUUAAGGAAGGCAGUUUUUAUGAUGAGCGUAGUGGACCAUGGGCACAGAUUGCCCCGAGAGGUGGUGGAUGCUCUGUUCCUGGAAACAUGCAAGGUCAGGUUGGAUGGGACUCUGAGCUAUCUGAUCUAGUAAAAGAUGUCUCUGUUCAUUGCAGAGCAGUUGGACUAGAGGGCUUUUAAAAAUCCUUUCCAGGUCAAACUAUUCUAUGAUUUCUGCUAGUUGGAUUGCAAGUAAAUUUUGUAAUGGAUACCCAGAAAUUGAAGAGCUCUUGGGCAGCAGAUUUUAAAAAAUUAUUCAUCUUAAUGGCAUGCUUUAUGUCACUGACUCUUUAUUGAAAGGUAAAGGUAAAAUCCAAUUUCCUUGACCAGAAUUUCUUUGCCUAGAUCAUAAGCCUUUUAUUCAGCAUCUUUUCACUUCUACAUCAGACAUGGCAAAUGUCAAAUGCCUAUUCUUACAUGACUCUGAUCUUUGUAGCAGAUCCUUCUCAUUUGCUGGCUGAAGCAAAGACUGAAGAAAAAAUGUACGGUUGUAUGCAGGAAAUUAAUCAUAGUGUGUAUACAUAAACUGACACAUUAAAUUUUGCCUUUUCUAUUAUGCUGCCUUACCUUGGUUUUAACACCUUUUUUUGUGUAUGGUUUCUGCAAUAUUUCUUUGCUUGUAGUAAGAAAAUAUUCUAUAGAUAGUAUUAUCCUGACAUACUUUGAAAUCACAACCUGUGCUAAUUUACAAGAUUAGCCUGAUGGGUAACGUUGUCUGUGCUCUUGGGGCUACCACUGAAGGAGAAAAUUAAUCUUGUGCCUAUUUAUGUGUAUCCAUAGAAGUAAAUUGCCGAUUUUGAACUCCAUUUCAUCUUCUGCAGGUAGUUGGCUCUGGUGUCCAGUCUUCCACCUUGUCCUGUUCUGUGUGAAUGCUCUUAUUUUUUUCUGUUCUGUGGAUGGUGCUUAAUACUAGUUUUAUUAGUAUUAGAUGAUUUAUAAUUUAGUCUUUAAGUUGUCCUACGCUUCUGUCUCCUCCGCUGAUUCAUCUGGACGUUAAUUCUUAUUAGUAGGAAAUUCCAUCCCUUCUUGAACCUCUGCAUUUUCUAUGUGUAUCUGUGUCUGACUUUUAUCUAUGUAAUUUAAUUCGUCUGGUUCCACGUGUAUCUGGAACAAAGUGAUCCAGAAACAGAACGAUCCAAAAUAGAAGAGAUAAUGCUGGCAGUCUUUUUCAAGUACCUAAUAGUACAGAAUUGGAUCCAUUAUUCUGUGUACUUGUUCCUUGUAUUUUAUAUGAGAGUAAAACAUCGACAGUGCUUAGAGUAUCAGAUCUCAUCAAGACAUACAACUGUCCUGUCCAGCCUACACUCUAGUCUAUAUUAUUCUCUUAUUAUUUUAGCUUCACAGUUUGCAACUUUGAUAGUUACAUUUUUACACUCACUGCAGCUUCAUACAAGUACUAAACUUGUAGAGCACAUUAUGGCAGGUUACUCUGAAGGUUAAAUUACCUAUCAUGACAAUUUGGGAAUAAAUAGGUUUGUUACGUUUUAUUGAACUAACGAUCCACUUGAAGUGGUGUAGUUUAGAUAAUUAGGCAUGCCCUCAAUUUCUUUGAAACUUGCACAGUGAACUGUUCUUUUGACCUCUGGUCUGCUGCUUAGAACAUUGUUAUUGAUACACUUGUGCUUACAACCUGAGUAUUGCAUAAAUUGCUGAAUAUUUACCUAAGGUUUUAAAUGUCAUCUGGGAAAUUAAAUCAAUUAUUUCGGUAUAUUAAUGCAAAGUUGGGCAAGUGAGCAUUUCAGAUUCCUAACCAGGUCUUGUUUACCUGGUGAUGACUCUGGCAAACAUGAGUGGGUUACCUAGUGUUGGAAGCAUGGUCUAGAAGCAGAUGUCCUCUGUAAUACGAGCCAGUAGUUCUAGUUCUUUUUGUACACAAAAGUAAACAACCAUUUAAACUUGGUAUAUUUUAGAGUCCUACUUGCAAGAUUAAGUAUUUUGGUUGCUUUGUGCUUUGGCUGCUGUUGUAAAGCUAGCUAACAACUGAACAUGCAUGAGAGCAUGGUUAAGGAAACAACUCAGCUGUCCCAACUGUUGGGUCAGUGGAGUUCUGUAGUAACUAACUGGCUUUUACCAGGUAGAAUAUUUAAUUCAACAUAACUUGAGUAAAGAUUAGAAGUCCUAAGUAUACGGACUCACCUUGAAACUGCAACCAGAUGUGAAGUGUUUCAGGAUUGAUGUAGCAGGUUUUUGCAGGAUGUGAUACUGAUGAGCAUGACUGAAUUGUGGAAAAUAUAUGCUUUGUACCGCACCAUUGAGGGUACUGCAGUUUGCUUAAAUUUUUUUUUAAGAGCAACCAUUUAUGGUCUGCUUCUGUCUGUACUAUCCUGAGGAGGAAGAAUUUAGCUGUCUGGAGUUUCAUGUAAAUGUUCAAUCAGGUACUGUUUCAAGGACAGGGAUGAAUAUAGGAACACUUCUCAAGUGGAAAAGGUACCAGCAUUUCUUUUGAAAUGCCUAGAUAUAGCAAAAGGCAGAUAAACACUCAGCAAGUGAGAAGUAAAUUUAUGAACACACUUGUGAGAUAGCCUGUGCUUCUUUGCAUAUGUUGACUUCCAUGGCAGUCAUCUUUGGAGGAGUCAAAGGCAGAUGGACUGCAGAUGUGUUUUUUCACAGGAGAGUGAAGUUUCACAAUUUCAACCCUGAGGAAUAAGUCUGAAUAUAAUUUCUGCAAAUGUUGAGAUGCAGUUCAUUAGCUAAAGCAUAAUAUUUGAAUUUAAGAAAUCUGAGUUAUUAGUUCCUCACUUAUUUGGCAUUAAUAUGAGUACUGUGUCGUUCUUAAGGGAGUACCUCUUAUAUUUAUAAUUGAAAGAAUAUAGCAUAACAAAUUAUAAAAGGGACUAUAGUUUUCUAACGAGGGAUGAGAGAUGUAAAGAAAAGGUGACAAAAACUAGGAUAAGAACUUGUUUCUUCAUUUUGCUGAUGCGCAGUCAGACCAAAGCACUGUGUAAGUAUUUGUAUGUGUGAAUCACAUUUAUGUUACACCCAGAAUGACCUGUGCCUGUUUUGCAUGAGUUCCCUGGUUCUGUGAGAAAAAAUGAUCAGUAUGUCCUUGUACAGGAUACGAAGAAUGGAGUCAAAACCCUCAAGAAUUCCUCGCAGGAUAUCUGUUCAGGCUUCCAGCUCUCCUCUAGGAUCUAGAACUGGAAACAGUUUAUCUGGUGCAUAUAGUACAAGAGAAUCUUCAUGGAGAUUAGAAUCUGGAUACCAGGAAUCCAGUGUAUUGAAUAGUUCCAGCAGAGACUGGAGAAUUGGCGAAAGGGACACUCGUGAAACUCCUUGGAAACUUACAGCGUCGUCUCCAACUCGCUACUCAGGGACACUUGAUCACCCCCAUUCUGGAAGAUUUUUGGGAAGCAGAAGCAGAUUGUCUACGUCUUCUUCCUCUCAUUUCUCGUCUGGGUGUUAUGGUGAGUCUGAGAGAACUCAGGGAGCAUAUUCAAGACUGCAUAGCCAGGAGCAAGAUAGUGAUUCAAAGAGACCUAAACUAUCUUGUACAUCUACCUCUUCUGUGAGAAGUAAUGGCUUGACUGCCUUUUCAGAGUCCUCAUGGAGAUGCAGUAGGAUUCCUAGAUCUUCAUCAGUAAUGCUUGGCUCCCUUGGAACGGAUCUGGUGAGAGAGCGAACACAGUUAGAAAGAAGAACAGAUCUGUCUGUUAAUAACCUGGUGGAUCCCAGCUACAGAAGCAGUGACUUUUCACCUUCAACAUAUCUUCAAGACAGGCCUGCCUCUUCGUAUGCAGAGGGAGCAAGACCAAAAGAGAGCUCAUUAAGCACUUUGAGGCUGAAUGUACCCGUGAACCGCCAGUUGCCUUCUGAUCAUCAGCCGUCUUUUUUCAACAGAGACUCUAACAUGAGCUCUUCAAGAUCCAACUAUUCUUCAAGACAAAGGAGAAAUGAAUUGGAAUCUCCCCAGAGGAGUGUGCAGCCAGCAUUUUCUCUUACUGCCAUUAGAGAUGAAACCCCUUCCUCAAGUAGUUCUGAAAGGAUUUUAUCUUCUCAAAGGUCACUGAAUGAGUCAGCAGCUGACAGUGAAGGGAGGCGCACAACCAGACAGUUGCUAUCUCGUUUAGCAUCUAGUAUGUCAUCUACGUUUUUCUCUCGAAGGUCUAGCCAAGACCCAUUGCAUACAAGAUCGUUAGGAUCUGAAGAGUCAAUGGUGGUCCCAAGAGUUCAAGCUACUACUCUGUCAAGUAGUAAUGGAGAUGCAACUCCUGAAGUUCCAGGACUUCAGUCAUCCGAAACUUCUCAGGGGUUUAGUUUUCUUGGACGAAGAUGGGGUUUAUCAGGAGUUUCACAGAAUCGCAGCUCUGAUUCUGACGGGGAAAGUUACAGACCAGACACUGAAAACAGGAGCGCAGGAUCCUGGUUGUCGUCCUCUUUGAGAAACAGAUGUACACCUCUCUUCUCCAGAAGAAGAAGAGAAGGAAGAGAUGAAUCCACAAGGAUCUCUACCUCUGAUACAACUGCUAGAUCACAACAUGUCUUUAGAAGGAGAGAGUCAGGUGAGGAGACCUCUCUUGAAGCAUCAGAUAGCCCUCGUCGGGCUUCUGUUAACAGACCGACACCUGCAGUAUCUGUUAUUUCUACAGCUACUGCCUCCCCACCAGAUUCAGCCCCCAGUGGAAGAAGUUCAGGAAUUCUGCCUGGUUCUCUGUUUCGCUUUGCAGUACCUCCAACAUUAGGAAGCAGUCUGUCUGACAAUCUUAUGAUAACUGUAGAUAUCAUUCCUUCUGGCUGGAAUCAGUCUGAUGGACAGGAAAGUGGCAAGUCUAAAAUACCGCCUUCAAGAGAUCCAGAAAGGCUCCAGAAAAUUAAAGAAAGCCUGCUUUUAGAAGAUUCUGAAGAUGAAGAGGGUGACUUAUGCAGAAUCUGUCAGAUGUCCUCUGCAAGUUCUGACAACCUUUUAAUAGAGCCAUGCAAAUGCACUGGAAGUCUGCAGUAUGUUCACCAGGAGUGCAUGAAAAAAUGGCUGCAAUCGAAGAUAAAUUCAGGUUCUUCUUUGGAAGCAGUGACAACUUGUGAAUUGUGCAAGGAGAAGUUGCAUCUUAAUCUGGAAGACUUUGACAUUCACGAACUCUAUAGGGCACAUGCAAAUGAACAAGCAGACUAUGAAUUUAUCAGCUCUGGUCUCUACCUUGUAGUGUUGUUACACUUGUGCGAGCAGCGCUUUUCUGAUAUGUUAGGAACUGCAAAUGAGGCCAGCACACGUGUCAGAUUUAUUAACCUUGCAAGAACUCUUCAGGCACAUAUGGAAGAUAUUGAAACUUCUGAAGAUGAUUCUGAAGACUGAUGCUGAUAGAACUUUCAUACUGCAAGAAACAAACAGAAUUGCUGCAGAAAUGCUGAACUGGCAAGAACAAUGUCAACGUGCAUUUGUUUUAUUCCUCUCCUUAGUAAAAUGCACAUUGAAUAUUACUGUAGUUUUUGAAGCAUUGUUGAAUUCAAAAUCAGCUGCUGCACAGUGGAGCUCAGUGGACUUGAGAACUACUCAGCAUGUGUGAGGAUUAGAUACAUAGAAAGCAACUUCCUUUUUUAAAUUAUGAGGAUGUUGUGGUUUGUUUUGGAAGACAUCAGAUUCUGAAUAUUUAAGGAAGCUCUAUCUCCCUUUCUAUUUCCUUCUUACUGUAGUCAGACUUCUGGUUUUGUCUUACCAAGUUUUGCUCCUGUACUGGCACUAAGUGGUUAUAGUGGGUUUCGGGGGAGGGUGGGGAUGCCCGUGUACUUAAAUACGUUUUUGUUUGGCUCUUCUUAAAUGCCUCUUUUGCCACAUCAUAUUAACUGAUUGCUUCCAUUGUUAAUGAAUGAACAGCAGGAUAAGGUAAGCAAGAUGCUGUAGAGAUUGUUUGGGGUUUGGCUUAUUUGAAGAUUAUUAUUUAACUCAAAAAGCAAUAAGAAGUUGCAGAGGUCUUUUAAUACUUGGUGAUGGUAUUUUUAUGUACCAGUUUGGAAAUCUGAGAUUAUAUUUGAUAUCAUGUGGCUGUUCCAUUAUGGAAUAUUGCAGGUGUAAACUCUUGCAUUUCAGCAUUCCUAGCAGAUAUGCAACUUGACAAAGACCUAAGGCUGUUUAGUUUAAUCAGACUUUUUUUAGAUCCCACCUUCACUGUUCAAAGUGCUGGUUAUCAAUGUGUUUUCUAGUGUUAUCACUUCUUUAUAAAUAAAGACAAAAGAGGCGUGCAUCUCUGCUAGUAUUGUCAAUUUUAUUUACAUGUGGAUAUAUACCACAAUUUACACUUGAAAACAUAGAAAGCUGUAGUCUGUGGUAUAUCUUUACUAAUGUUUAUAAAUUCUUACCCAGCUAUUUAAGAUCAUUCUGACCAUUUUGGAUUGAAAUGCUUUCUAUAAAUGGUGGUACAGUAAAUUCUUAUACAUGUAUUGGAAUUGUAUUUCCUACAGAUAGGUGUUAGUUUCGUAAUUACCAUAGUAACAAUGUAUCUGCAAAGAGUGCAGUACGGUGAGUUUGUUGUUACAGUAUGUAAAUCUAACUUACGCAGAUGAAAGGAUGUGCCUUACCAGCUGAAUUGGAUUCGUGAUUUUUAGAGUUAACUUUGCUAGCAUUACAUGAGUUGUCCUGUUGUCUGUAACAGCAGGUUGGCCCUUUUUGAUUAGCAAAAAGGCAUCAAGUUUCUUUAAAAAAGGAGAGGAGUUAUACAGUAUAUCAGGCUAAGACAAUUUUGAGUAGGUCUGCAGUGUUUUCGUAAAGUGGAUUUAUUUCUCUUUUAACUUUAGAAUAAAUUAUAGUGUAGAUUGUACAGAUUGAUUAAUUAUGGGUCAAUAAAGAAAAGAGUGAAUGACAAAGAUUUAAAGAAACCUGUAUGUUUCCAAAUGCUGGAUUUGGAUGUUGAUUUCUUGAUUUAGGUAACAUUUAAUCAGGAGGAAAUCAGCUGUGUAUGACUUUUGCAAGCUAUUGGUAACCAAGGACUAGAAAUUAUUCCAGUUAAGCUUCAAGUAACUUCAAGGACUUAAAGCUUUACUUGGUCCCAAUUUAAGAAUAAGUUUGUUUAACUUUGGCAGCACAAGCUCAAUUUUAGAUGCUAUAUCACCACUAACUCCAAAGAACUGUAUGUCUAGAGAGUAAUCUCUGUGAACAGGAGACCUUUAGAAACUCAGUGCUUAUCUCUUGGCUUCACCUUACUUGAGAAGUCACAUUCUAAGAAAGGGUGCAAGGGCUCUUCAUGAGGCGUUUUCAUUUUCAAACCUGCAGUAUUAAACUAUGCAGUGAACUACAGUCUUUCCAGGGGUACAGUCAGAGGCAAAAGUUAAAAAAUCAUAUUGGAGCAGGAAAAAAAAUUUGCAUCUUUCUUACCCCAAGUAUCAGGAAGUUUGGCUGUUGGUAACAAAGGAGCUGAAAAAUGACAUCCAUGUCCACUGGGCAUCUGGACAUAAUUGAGAGUGCAGUUAACAAAACCUCUAUAUUUUCUGCCCAAUUUAAAAAUGGAACCAAGAAAGCUGUUGGCACCAUGCUGCCAUUUUUUUUUUCCUUUUUGGCCCCCUAAUGUGUCUCAUUCUACCCAUUUACAGUAUUACCAGCAGUAACCUGAUGUCAAGGUGUAUUUUGGAGAUACCAUUAAAAAAAAGUAGACGUUUUCUUUUGUAACUCUCUGAACCUUACUGUUCAUUAACAAAAAGAAAUCCAAAACAAACAAAAACCCAAAACCAAAACAAAACAAAGAAAAAAAGCCCAAACAAACAAAAAACCACGCAAAGAGAAAAUAUGUCAAAAUUACUGUAAUAAAAUUUAAAUCUUUAACCCUUAGAAAAACAGGCUGAGUUAAUACUGAAAGACAUAAAAUGGAAGGUAGGGAUAAAAACUGCAUAAAAAAUCCUGAUUUGUAUUUUAUAUGUUUAGGACUAAAAGCUGCAGAAGUGUCCUCCCUACCAUCAUCCAUAACUUUGGAUGCAAAGGAAAUCACAAAUCACAUUGCAAAACAAAUUUUGAGCAGCACAGGCGGAAGGGCGCUCCGGAGAUGAUGAAGCAGAGAGCUGCGCACCAGUUAGCAACGAGCUUGGUUCAGACUGCCAGCAAUUCUCAACUGGACCCUGGCAGUUGGCAUGGACAUUGGAAAGCCCUGAAGGAAAAGUAGGAAGCCAGUUGUCCCGCACCUGGGAAGAAUGAUGAGCAACAGUAACAUGUAACAGAGGCUGCUGCUCUAGUUUUUAUGACUGCACGAUGAUUCUGGUUUUUCUGGUCUUUUUACAUGGUGUUACAUUUUUAAUUCGUAGUGUAAAUUACACUCAGUAAUGGAAGAUCAUAUCCUUUAUAGGUUUCCUCCCUCCCCCAGCUUACCUGGAAUAAAAGCAUUUGCCUUCUAUGAGGAACACGAAUUCUCUUUGAAUUCUUUUUGAUGAUAAAUUGUAUAAUUUUCAGCAUUUUUGAGCAACGCUGAGAGGAGAGGGAAGCACUGGGGCAGAGUACCUAAGGAACUCAGAAUUUCAGGCGUGACACAGAAGAAAGCGCAGAUUACAGAAAGAGAAAUGUGCCCAAAUUGGCUCAAAGCAGUGUUGCUGUCUGUUGUUAUUCAACUAUGUCUUCUAAAAAUGAGAGUAUUCUAUUCAUUGUGCUGUGCUAAACACUUCUCACUUCUCCCAAUGCCAGGAAACAGAUGAAGUUUGGAGAAACUUGAAGGAAUUUGGAUGUGUGAAAACAGGCUGUUCUCUCUUCUCCAGAGCGAGCAGUUUGAUGUUAUUAGCAAUAAAGGUUCCAAGUUUUCUCAUAGUCCUCUUGCUCAGUCUUAAAGUCACUGUAGGAUUUCCAAAGAAUCCCCUUUCCAAAGAGACAACAGAGAAGCCUCUCAUCGUGUUCAUUCCGAUCACACACAGAUACUGGGAGGGGAAGGGAACAGAUAGAGGUGAGAUUUCCCUGAUAAAAGGUUUGGAGAUGAGGGUGCUCGCUGGCAGUACAGGCUGGGAUUAGGGCUGAGCAGCACCAAAGCUGGAGCACAUCAACCAUUCACCUUAUGUUUUGUCAGGGGCUUUAUGGAGACGGAUGUUAACUGAUGAGUCCUAGGCUGAGCCGUGACCGUGACCUGUUCUCUUGGAGCUGGUGGUUUUUGGACACGUUCACCUGCCACACUCUGUAAUAAUUAGUCCUGGGCUUUGCUCCUGUUUUUCUUUCAGCCUUCUAUCCGACUUACACUCUUUCUCUCUGUCCAGUGUCUUUUGUGCUCUUUUUUUGUCCUGUGUGCUCCACUUCCCGUUCCUUUUCACUACUUCACUCUCUGUUGUUCUUCUUUUUCUUUCAAGAAAUAAAUCCUUAAUAUUUAUUAAAUAAAUGUUGCUCAGUCCCUCUC